ACAGUGCCUGGUGAGUCGGGGGUUUAUUGAAGAAACAAAAUGAGGAGACUGGGUUUGGUCAUGCUAGUUCUGCUGCUGCUGACAGCAGUGCAAGCUGAUGACACAAAGGUUCAAGGCUGGACCUGUGGCUACAGAGGGGCUUGCCGCAAGUACUGCUAUGCCCAGGAGUACAUGGUUGGCUACCAUGGCUGCCCACGCAGAUUAAGAUGCUGUGCUUUGCGUUUCUAACCUGGCAUGAUACAUGACUGCAGGAGAUCAACAUAAACAAUCUGGAGCCAAAUUCUGUGACCUUUUUUUUUUAUCAGAAUGCAUUUGGGAACUAGGAAUAUUAACCUAUACUAUAACUGCUAUGAGGAUCCCGUUUCAUAUCAAAAUAGUGCAUUAGUGCUUCCUAACAAGGGACUAGUCUCUGUUGAGGCAAGCACACAUUCAGUAUGAACAUGUAAUGCAUCUCUGCUUAGUAUUGGCUUUAAUUGGAUUAGAGAAGUCAAAGCAGCUCUAGUUUUAUGGUUGUCACGCCAUGCCCGGCAUUGUGAAGUUCCAGGACAAUAACAAUUCACUUACCCAAAUUCUGUCUGUUAGCACUAUGCAUACCAUUAAAAUAAUUUUAAAGUUUGUUGUUCAUAGAUAUUACUGGUGUGAAGAAAAUGUUUGAAGCUUUUUCCUUGUGAACUCUUAUAUUUGUGACAAGACAUCUGAUUAAUUGUAUUCCAUUCAUUAUCUAACUGUAUUAGUUCAAAUACAAUAAAAUACUUUUUACUGUU
This is a messenger RNA of Oncorhynchus mykiss (rainbow trout), 764 nucleotides long. RefSeq names its product defensin, beta-like 3 (gene defbl3). NCBI's taxonomy places the organism in Eukaryota, Metazoa, Chordata, Actinopteri, Salmoniformes, Salmonidae. The record is from RefSeq and is marked provisional.